Messenger RNA from Ascochyta rabiei, 1659 nucleotides. RefSeq names its product Glycerol kinase. The record is from RefSeq and is a predicted model, not a curated record. Gene Ontology annotation, molecular function: glycerol kinase activity. Bases 1 to 1659 code for a protein of 552 amino acids. Gene Ontology annotation, biological process: triglyceride metabolic process; glycerol metabolic process; glycerol-3-phosphate biosynthetic process. NCBI's taxonomy places the organism in Eukaryota, Fungi, Ascomycota, Dothideomycetes, Pleosporales, Didymellaceae. Gene Ontology annotation, cellular component: mitochondrion. The transcript has 4 exons.
AUGGCGAUUCAAGAGAUCUCUGCGAAGGGCGUCGAGCCGCAGCCGGUGCCCAAAAAGCAAGUGAGAGAUGGCUCGCCGGAUGGGAUUCUCGACGAGGAGAAGCUCGAGAAGGUCUUUAUUGGCUCCAUUGAUCAGGGAACCACAAGUACAAGAUUUAUCAUCUUCGAUGGAAUGGGAGAGCCCGUUGCGCAACACCAGAUCGAGUUCACCCAACAUUACCCCCAGUCGGGUUGGCACGAGCAUGAUCCCUAUGAGCUCGUCAGCUCUGUUGAGCAGUGUAUAGAGAAAGCUACUGGAAUCUUUGAGGACAUGAACUACGACAUUGCAGACAUUAAAGCUAUUGGGAUCACCAACCAGCGUGAAACCACUGUCGUGUGGGACACCAACACCGGUGAGCCACUUUACAACGCAAUCGCAUGGCCCGACACAAGAACCAAGGGUUUAGUGCGAGAGUUGAAGAAUAGAGAAGGAGCGGACGAUUUGCUUGGGUUGACUGGACUGCCGCUGUCCACAUACCCAUCGUCAGUGAAGCUGGUUUGGCUGAUCGACCACGUCGAAGAGGUCCGAAAAGCAUACGACGAAGGCCGCUUAUCAUUCGGUACUGUCGAUACCUGGAUUCUAUACAACCUGAACGGUGGAAAGGAGCGCGACAUCCACGUCACAGACUGCACAAACGCGUCGCGAACCAUGUUCAUGAAUCUGCACACCGUACAAUACGACGACAAGCUUUUGGACUUCUUCAAGCUUGACCGCAAGAAGCUGAACCUGCCCAAGAUUGUUCCAUCGUCUUCUCCUGACGCCUUCGGCUCUCUGACAAGAGGCAUCCUCAAGGGCGUACCGAUAGCGGGCUGCCUCGGUGACCAGUCGUCAGCCUUGGUUGGUCAACAAGGAUUCACACCCGGAUCUGCCAAAAACACAUACGGAACUGGUUGUUUCUUGCUCUACAACGUCGGCGAAAAACCAGUAAUAUCGAAGCAUGGCCUGCUUGCAACUAUCGCAUACGACUUUGGCGGUAAGCGCAAACCUGUGUACGCCCUCGAGGGAAGCAUAGCUGUCGCUGGAUCUGGUGUCAAGUUCCUGAUGAACAAUAUGGGUUUCAUUACACAUUCACACAAGAUUAGUGACCUUGCCGCGAGUGUAGAAGACAACGGAGGGUGUGUUUUCGUCACAGCUUUCUCCGGUCUUUUUGCACCCUACUGGAUUGACGAUGCGAAGGGCACAAUCUUCGGCAUUACACAAUUCACAGAGCAGGGUCACAUUGCGCGAGCAACCCUCGAGGCCACCUGCUUCCAGACUAAGGCUAUUCUCGAUGCUAUGGAGCUGGACUCUGGGCACAAGCUGAACAUGCUGGCUGUUGAUGGUGGGAUGAGUAACAGUAACCUUUGCAUGCAGACGCAAGCGAACAUUAUUGGUAUCCCAGUCGACCGCCCUGCCAUGCGCGAAACUACUGCACUUGGUGCUGCCAUCGCGGCUGGAUUCGCUGUUGAUGUCUGGAAAGAGUUCGACGAGCUGAAGGAGAUCAACCAGAAGGACCGUAUGGUCUUCGAGCCCAACGUCAGCCAGGAGGAAGGCGCAAAGAUGUUCAAGAAGUGGGACCGUGCUGUACAGAUGUGCAAAGGUUGGCUCGAUGCCGACGAGGCCAACGGCGAGUUUUCAUAG